AUGUUGCGACGAAGUCCACAGAGCACACCCGAGAGGAAGCACUCUCCAGAGAUUCCGGGUGGUAUCAAGCCUCCAUCUCCUCGAACCGACAGGGAAGGGUUUCGACGAUCUGGGAUUAGUUGUUGGCAUCGAUGGACUAUUGGUCUGGCUUUUUUCAUAGCGUCGUUGACCCUGCAACACUUUCUUUUGGCUCACAAACACGCCACGGAAGAUCCUGGCUCGCUGAGGAAUCUUGCGCUUCACAAUAACUAUUCCGUCAGCACUCCUCUACCCUCAUCCUCCAUGAUCCCCGUAGAGACGACGGCUACCAACACUCGAGGGCCCUUAUCUGGUCACAAACGCAUUCAUCCCAUUCAAUUUCAAUACGACUUCAAAACCAACACGGGUCAUCACAUUCGACUCUUUCAAAACGAACUGGCAGCCGAACCAUCGACUGAAAUUUACCGAGCAAGUCGAGGAGACGACGAUGAUGUCGAGGACCAGAAGGAUGCCGUCUGCGAGGCUAUCAAUCCCAACUACAGGCAGCUCUAUCAAAACUGUGGAAUCCUUCAUGAAAUUGAUCCCAUAGAUGGAACUUUCAUCAAUUGUGGGGGAGCCAGAUGUGCCUUUUACUUGCCCGAUAAAACGGCAACCUCCCAACGAGUCGUCUUGAAGACUCAAAAAUACAAAAAGGACUGGAAACCCCGUCGAUGGGAAAAGGCUCGAAAAGAUGGUCUCAUUAUGGAACUGGCAACUCACUCCCAAUUCGUUGCCAAUGUCUAUGGAACGUGCGGAACAUCGCAACUGCUUGAAUACGCUCCCCGCGGGGCUCUACACGAUCACAUCAAACUCUCGCGUCUGGCAAUGCAGGACACCAUGAAACCUGUGGACAAGCUCAAGAUUUUGAUUCACAUUGCCUCGGCCAUUACCGACCUGCACGAUCCCAAGGUAGCUGCCGUUCAUGGAGAUAUUUGUUGUCAUCAAUUCUUGUGGAUGGAUGGCUUUUACAGACUCAAUGACUUUCACAUGAGCAGCUUUAUAUUCCUCAACAAAACCAGCCAUCAGACAUGUCCUGGACGCAAUUCCGUGGCCCAACACGAAUACUUGUGGCGGGCACCGGAAGAAAGCGAAACCGAUUUCAAGACGGUCAAGUUGGAUCUGGAAAAGGUGGACGUAUGGCAAAUGGCGCAAACCAUGUUUUAUGUCUAUACCAAACAAUGGCUCUACGAAGGAAUGCCCGAAAAGCAAGCCUACCAACUGUUUCACAAUCGGACCCUCUCCAGCUUUCCAUCCCAUCUCAACACAGCCAAUUCUGCCAAUGCCGCCAUGCAAGCUGCCAUUCAAUGGUGUUGGAACUUUCAAGCCGAGAAACGACCCACUGCACAGCAAGUACGAGAUUACUUGUUGCAACAACUUUCCACCAUUGUUGGUCGACCGAUUGGACCCAGAGAUCACAAGGAACUGGCAGUAGCGGUGCCGCCUCUGCCCAAGAAUCAUCGGUACACCGAUUCCAGCAUGGAUGGUGCCAAUCCAAAAAAGGGGAAAGAGAAGAAGCACAUUCGGUAUACCGAAGACUGA
Messenger RNA from Seminavis robusta, 1557 nucleotides. Lineage: Eukaryota; Bacillariophyta; Bacillariophyceae; Naviculales; Naviculaceae. The record is from the annotation of a GenBank genome assembly.